AUGGAUGUCCACGAGUUAUUGUCCACGGUACGCGAGGCUUUGGAAUUCUCUGCUCUUCUUCAUCAGAAUUGUGAAAUUCCCCGCGAGGAGAAGCUCCGCUAUGUGGACACGAUCGUCAAGCUUCUACAGUUGGAAGAUCUCGAGCACACCCUUAUUGGUCGCCCUGGUGCCGGUCUUUCUGUCGAACAGCGCAAGCGUCUCACAAUUGGUGUUGAGCUCGUAGUUAAGCCUAGUAUUUUGAUCUUCCUUGACGAACCUACCUCUGGUCUCGAUGGCCAAGCUGCAAACAACACGGUGCUAUUCGUUACUGGCUUGAUUGUUUCUGAGCUGCCCUACCUGGUUGUCUGCGGUGUGAUAUACUUUGUGUGUUGGUACUGGACUGCUGGAUUGCGAAAUGAUACCAAGUGGGCAGGCAGCACAUUCUUUGUCGCAAUGUUUUACGAGAUGUUGUACACCGGUAUUGGACAAUUGAUCGCCGCGUACGCUCCCAACGCAACCUUUGCAUCUCUCGUUAACCCGCUGGUCAUCACUACCCUUGUAUUACUCUGCGGUGUCUUCGCUCCUUACUCCCAGAUCACGGCGUUCUGGAGAUACUGGAUCUACUACCUCGAUCCCUUCAACUACCUCUUCGGCGCCUUCCUGACCUUCACCACCUUCUCCGUCGAUAUCACUUGCGAACGGGGCGAGCUUGCGGUCUUCAAUCCUCCUGCGAACGAGACAUGUGGCGACUAUCUCUCCACCUAUUAA
Metarhizium robertsii ARSEF 23 is the source of this 747-nucleotide messenger RNA. Its product is annotated as ATP-binding cassette transporter ifT1. NCBI's taxonomy places the organism in Eukaryota, Fungi, Ascomycota, Sordariomycetes, Hypocreales, Clavicipitaceae. Gene Ontology annotation, cellular component: membrane. Gene Ontology annotation, molecular function: ABC-type transporter activity; ATP hydrolysis activity; ATP binding. The transcript has 5 exons. The record is from RefSeq and is a predicted model, not a curated record. The coding region runs from base 1 to 747 and encodes 248 amino acids.